Lemur catta (Ring-tailed lemur) is the source of this 1527-nucleotide messenger RNA. It is a transcript of the gene NRM, whose product is annotated as nurim. The coding region runs from base 2 to 922 and encodes 306 amino acids. Gene Ontology annotation, cellular component: nuclear membrane. The transcript is spliced from 4 exons. The record is from RefSeq and is a predicted model, not a curated record. Lineage: Eukaryota; Metazoa; Chordata; Mammalia; Primates; Lemuridae.
GAUGGCGGCGCCGCGCGGGCCGGAAGGGCGCGCGGGAGCCCCGCCCUCGGGGGCGGGAUCCCGGGCGGGGGGCGGGGCCUGCGGCCGCGGGAACCCCAAACCCGCCCCUUUCCCCGCCCCUCCGUUUCUCGCCAUGGCCCCUGCACUGCUCCUGGUCCCUGCUGCCCUCGCCUCUUUCAUCCUGGCCUUUGGCACCGGAGUGGAGUUCGUGCGCUUUACCUCCCUACGGCCACUUCUCGGAGGGAUCCCGGAGUCUGGUGGCCCCGUCGCCCGCCAGGGAUGGAUGGCUGCCCUGCAGGACCGCAGCAUCCUUGCCGCUCUGGCUUGGGAUCUAGGGCUCCUGCUACUAUUUGUUGGGCAGCACAGCCUCAUGGCAACUGAGACCGUGAAGGCGUGGACAUCUCGGUACUUUGGGGUCCUUCAGAGGUCACUGUAUGUGGCUUGCACUGCCCUAGCCUUGCAGCUGGUGAUGCGGUGCUGGGAGCCUGUACCCAGAGGCCCCGUGUUGUGGGAGGCUCAGGCUGAGCCAUGGGCCACCUGGGUGCCCCUCCUGUGCUUUGUGCUCCACGUCAUUUCCUGGCUCCUCAUCUUCAGCAUCCUUCUCGUCUUUGACUACGCUGAGCUCAUGGGCCUCAAACAGGUGUACUACCAUGUGCUGGGGCUGGGUGAGCCUCUGGCCUUGAAGUCUCCCCGGGCUCUGAGACUCUUCUCCCACCUGCGCCACCCAGUGUGUGUGGAGCUGCUGACGGUGCUGUGGGUGGUGCCCACCCUGGGCACUGACCGACUCCUCCUUGCUCUCCUCCUUACCCUCUACCUGGGCCUGGCUCACGGACUCGACCAGCAAGACCUGCGCUACCUCCGCGCUCAGCUACAAAGAAAACUUCACCUGCUCUCCCGGCCCCAGGAUGGGGAGGCAGAAUGAGAAGCCAACUCUGGUUCCAAGUCCUGUACUUCCUCUCCCCCUCGAAUUCUAAAUCCUUUUACAUCCAGGCCCUGGCUGCUUCAGACCAGGGGCUCAAAGCCACGACUGAAGGAGCUGCCCUUUCCUGAGACUUCAUUUCGUGGGUCCACCUCCAUACCCUAAAUUCUGAGUUUCAGUCACUGGACUCCCAGGUCUACUUUACACCCCCCAGGAAGAGGGGGCGUGGCACUUAUCUGUACCCUCCCAGUUUAGGGCAUGACACCCCAGCCAACAGCCUCCUCACAAGGAAAGAUUCUACCCUGACUACUUCCUGGGCACUGUUACUCGCCCCUGCACCUCAGGGAUCCCCUUCUCCACGUCUCACUUCCACUCCAAGAGGCUGGACCAGGGCCUGCAAGUUUGACGGCAGUGGCCGCGCGUCCAGGCCCCGAGCCUGGCCGCUCCACUCCCCGCCCCGGUCUCACCACCUCCCUAGGCCCCGCCCCUGGGCUCGGUCCCCCGAACCUAGCGGAGGGGAUUCUUCCGCUGUUGACUGGGUGACUUCGGGCUCCCUGCACUACCGAGAAACGCGCUGCAGGAAAAUAAAACUCAGCCUGGUUUUCCUA